AUGAAUGCGUACCAAUUUGUUGUAGGUGCCGCGGAGAAAUCACUUCGUCAUGGUGCAGUGGACAAGGCUCAGGCAGCAAUGGAAGCUAUCAAAGCGCUGAUAAAGCGACGUCUCGCGGAGCGCCCUGAUUUGUUCGAGUUUGUGGCAGCUGUUUUUCAAACAGAUGUUCACUCCAAACAACAUCUUGCAGCCUUGGAAUUCGUUGAGAAAAGUAUCUUAGUCGGUGCCAGCCAACGUUCGGCCAAGAUUGCAAUCACAGUCAAAUCCGCUCAGGGUCUUAUCGGCAAAGACAAAACUGGACGAAGUGAUCCGUAUGUGACGGUUCAGGUUGGAAAAGUUCGCCGGAGAACCAAAACAGUACUACAGGAACUGAAUCCAGUAUGGGACGAGAAAUUUUUCUUCGAGUGUCACAACGCAUCGGAACGUAUCAAAGUUCGUGUCUGGGAUGAAGACAAUGAUUUGAAAUCGAAAAUCCGUCAAAAGUUUACGCGGGAAUCGGACGACUUUCUCGGUCAGACAAUCAUUGACGUGCGAACGCUGAGCGGAGAAAUGGACGUCUGGUACAACCUUGAAAAACGAACAGACAAGUCCGCUGUUUCUGGGGCGAUUCGGCUGCAACUCUCCGUGGAAAUUAAGGGUGAAGAGCAAAUGGCUUCUUACCAUGUCCAAUACACUGCACUACAUGAAAACAUAUUUUGUUACCUGUGUGAGAAAUAUGCUCCAGUUUACCUACCAGAGCGCGAGACAACUCAAACAAAUGCGUCGUGUUUGUCCGUCGUCUGUGAAGCGUUGUACUGUGAAUUCGUCAAGCGAAUUGUGCCUAUUGUAGCAACAUGUGAAUUCGUCAAGCGAAUUGUGCCUGUUGUAGCAACAUGUAUCUUUCGUGGUCAACUCAUUUUUCGAAUUGAAUCACUAAUCCGUAAACUGAUAGAUCGCCACUUUGCCUGUCUAACCACAAAAUACAACUGUCCAUCUGUGCCUGCCGUACUUUCCGUAUUGCUGGCCAACAUCAAUGCGUUCUACGCUCACACCACGUCUUCCAAUAGCCAAACGGCAAGCGAACGUUUCAGCGCAAGCAAUUUUGGUCGUGAAAAAUUUAUCAAACUGCUGGACAGCUUGUACAUUGCCAUUCGAAUAGAACUGUCCAAAUAUCGCACGGUGUUUCCAUCAUCCAAGCCUGAACGAUUGCUAGAUUUGAAAUCAACCGUGGAUUUACUGACCAGUAUCACCUUCUUCCGGCUCAAGGUUCAAGAGCUGACCUCUCCUCCUCGAACCGGUCAAAUCCUCCGUGAAUGCAUCGCGGCCUGCAUUCAUGCCACCUAUCAGUGUUUAUGUGAAAAUGUGCAUGAACUGUAUGGUAAAAGCCUUCAGGGUUCCAACUCCACCGAGCAGACUGCGACCGAUGUUGCUGACGGGGUAAACGGUGGUAUCGGCACAGACAGUGACGCGCCAGAGGAUACAACUCGCUCAUUGACCUAUUGGCAUCGAUUAAUUACAUUGAUUGUAUCAGUUCUGGAAGAUGAUCGGAAACACUACGCACCAGUGCUCAAUCAAUUCCCGCAUGAGAUUAAUCUUGGAGACAUGUCCGCCGAAAUGAUGUGGGACUAUCUCUCAGCAGACUUAUCCGCCGACUUGAUACAACAUUCCAUCACAGCAAGGACCUUGAUGGAGUCGGGCGAACUGGUCAAUACACCUCCACCACAAACUCAGUCUCGUCUCGGUCGGUUUAGGAAGGCUGAGACCAAAUCGAGUCCAGGAAAAAAACAUCGAAUCAAGUCAUCGGAUUACAUGAAUCUGUGUUUCCGAGUCAAGUGGUUCUACAAUUCUUACGUUGCCAACUUACCUCACUGUAAAACCAAGAUACCAGAAUAUCCAAAGUGGUUUGAAAGCUUGGUGAUGUUGUGGCUAACGGAGAACGACGAUGUGUCGGCCAACUACUUGCGCAACGCAUACGAACGUGACAAACAGGAUGGAUUUCAAUGUUCCAGCGAACAUGUUCUCUAUUCCAACUCGGUCGUGGACGUGUUCACCCAACUGAAUCAGUGCUUUGAUGUGAUUCGCAAACUGGAAUGUCCAGACACUGAAGUGGAGGGACACUUUUUGCACCGGUUUUCUUUGACGGUUGAAAAAGUCCUACUGGCCUACACAGAUCGCGUCCUGGUGGACUUUCCCAGCUACAAAUCGGACCAACGGGUGGCUUGUAUUUUGGUUAAUAACACGCAGCAACUCAGGGUUCAACUCGAGAAAGUCUACGAAAAUAUGGCCCGAGAGAGCCUGGAAAAGCGGACCAAUGACCGACUGACUGCACUUCAAGGUCGUUUAAACGAGGCCGUGGACAAGCUGGUCAGUCAGCUGACGGACGAGUUUGAACCGGGAGUACGGACGCACGUGCGCGAAUGUGGAAAGCUUUUGCAGAAAUGCAAACCAAGUUACGGACAUGUCUCGGGUGGUCGUAUGAGCAAGGAAGAUGAAGCAAACGAGUGUUUGAGGCCACUCAUGGACCAUUUCGAAUCGAUACUGUCCGUGCUGGCCACCACGUGUGACAAGACAGUGCUCAAACGAGUCUUAAAGCAACUUUGGCGAGUAACCAUGUGCAACUUGGAAAAAUUGGUCGUACUACCGGCAAUGGCGGACCCAAAGCAGCAACUCGCAAUGGGAACCCUGUUGGGAGCAAACACUUCGGCCAAGUUGCUUGGCAGUGCGCAAAACCUACUUAGCCACGUGAGUGGGCAAACUGUGACCGGGAAGAUCUUACAGGAGGUUUCGAAAGAACCAGAACGUGGCCUGACUCCAUACCAGUGCGAGCUGCUCGAUCUGUGCUUGGACACGAUUCGAACUUACUUCCAUGCCGGUGGAAGGGGUUUGAAACGAUCGUUCCUGGAUCGAAACCCCGAGUUGCAUAGUCUGCGCCAGGUGCUGGCUCUCUACUCACAAGCCACGGAUGAGCUCCUUCGGGAUUUUGUGGCCAUGCAAACUUCACAAGAAACGUUUGCCAACGAAGAUCCUGUCGGAUUCUUGACAAUUCAAGUGGAAAUAUUCAAGCAUCCCGGGACUGGAGAGUACAAAGUCAAUGUAAAAAUCCACACAGCCUCUGAUUUGAACUGGUCCAUGGCUUCCGGAGUCUUUCGGCCAUUUGUCGAGGUCUACAUCUUUGGUCCUCUGCUGGCAGACAGGAAGCGCAAAGCCUCCACAAAAUCCAAGUCCGUCACCACGAUGCCAACCUACAACGAAACUUUUGUAUUCUAUCUAUCAAACCAAGGAGAUCCUGAAUGGUACGAGCUUCACCUGGCGGUAAAGGACUAUUGCUUCGGUCGAACGGACAGACUUGUGGGAGUAACCGUCCUAUCUUUGUCUCGUGCACUCAACCUUGGUGCUACCCCACUGAGGCUCCCCCUUGGCCGAAGACUUCACUAUACAGAGACCGGAUGGACUGUUCUACGGGUGCUGUCUCAACGCGUGCAAACCGACGAAGUGGCUCGCGAAUUUGUGCGAGCCAAAUCGGAAUGUCGACCGUCUCCAGAGCUCGAAGCAGGAAGUACGGCGUCGACUCAACAAGAAUAAAUACCUACAGAGAAGGUGUUCCGACCUGUGCCUUUAUUACAAUUAUCAGGAGUUCUCAAGAGCUUGGAUUACACACAGUACAUUUAUCUUGAACAAAUUUAUGGGGAAUUUCCACAUGAGGAACCAUCCACAUACUGCCAUCACCACUGAUAAUGAUCGCGUGUACCAAUGCCAUGACGCAAAAAAGAAAGCGGAUAGACACAACAAAAAGAACUAACUUCCUUCGAUGCCUGUUAUGUACAAAAAAGAAAGACUUAAGUUCAUGUACAUAUUAAUUGACUCCCUCACUGACUGCUAGCCUUUUGUACACGUGAGGGACCUGCAUCUUUCUUUCCAAGAGACGCUUUAUUCCUCCAAAAUUCCACUGAUGGUUUGGGACUCCCUCGUUACUUUACUAUCGAUCAGAGUAUUACUACUAUUAUUAUUAUUACUAUUGUUAUUAUUACUCUUGUUAUCACCCAAACGUGAUGCCGACCACAACCUCCAGAGCCAGUCAGAACUUGUUGACCAAUUGGAUCAAUG
This is a messenger RNA of Opisthorchis viverrini, 4083 nucleotides long. RefSeq lists its product as hypothetical. Bases 1 to 3561 code for a protein of 1186 amino acids. The record is from RefSeq and is a predicted model, not a curated record. Lineage: Eukaryota; Metazoa; Platyhelminthes; Trematoda; Opisthorchiida; Opisthorchiidae. Gene Ontology annotation, molecular function: phospholipid binding; calmodulin binding; syntaxin-1 binding. Gene Ontology annotation, biological process: synaptic transmission, glutamatergic; neuromuscular junction development; synaptic vesicle maturation. Gene Ontology annotation, cellular component: neuromuscular junction; presynaptic membrane; plasma membrane. The transcript has 23 exons.